UCAACUCAACUUCUUCUUCACAACACGUUCCAUCUUCACAUCUGUUUGCCAACAUGAGCGCGCCUAAAGCUGUUGCAGAGAAUAUGCUCUGGGGUGGUCGAUUCACCCGUUUGUCUCCCCUGCCUUGCUCAAUGGCUUUGUCUGCAACUAACACGUACCUUUUUGCUCGUUACAGAGGGUCUCGACCCCCUAAUGGUCCAGUACAACGAGUCCCUGCCUUAUGAUCGCAUCUUCUGGAGACAGGAUAUUGCUGGCUCCAUUGCCUUUGCCCGUGCCAACAUCAAGACCGGCAUCCUAUCCCAACAGGAAUUUGCCGAAAUCGAACGCGGGUUCAAACAGAUUGCCGAGGAAUGGAGCACAAACAGCUUCGUUGUGAAGGAAAAUGACGAGGAUAUCCACACUGCCAACGAGCGCCGCUUGUCGGAAAUCAUUGGCAAGGAUAUUGGAGGCAAAUUGCACACCGGUCGGUCUCGUAAUGAGCAGGUUGCCACGGACAUGCGGCUUUGGCUCCGCGAUGAACUGCGCAAGCUUGACCAAUUCCUGUGCGAUCUCAUCAAGGUCUCCAUUGCGCGUGCCGAGUCGGAAAUCGACUACCUCAUGCCUGGCUACACUCACUUGCAGAAAGCCCAGCCCGUCCGCUGGAGUCACUGGAUCCUCUCGCAUGCCACCGCAUUUGCUAGCGAGUUGCAGCGUUUGCGGGAGGUGACCAAGCGGGUCAACCGAAGCCCUCUCGGUACCGGCGCCCUCGCUGGAAACCCCUUCCACAUUGACCGUGAGGCUAUGGCCAAGGAGCUGGGCUUCGAAGGCCUUUUGUACAACUCGAUGAAUGCUGUGGCCGACCGUGACUUUGCCAUGGAGACCAUGCAAUGGGGCAGCUCGUUCAUGCUGAAGAUCUCUCGCUGGGCCGAGGAUCUCAUCAUCUACAGCAGCUUGGAGUUCGGCUUUGUCCGCUUGUCGGACGCUUACUCGACUGGUUCGUCGUUGAUGCCUCAGAAGAAGAACGCAGACAGCCUGGAGCUUCUGCGUGGGAAGUCAGGCCGUGCUUUCGGCCAGAUGGCUGGCUUGAUGUGUACCAUCAAGGGCCUUCCCACCACCUACAACAAGGAUUUGCAGGAGAGUGUUGAGCCUCUCCUCGAUCACAUCAAGACCGUUGGCGACAGCAUUCAGAUUGCCACCGGCGUUCUCUCCACCCUCACGGUGAUCCCCGAAAAGAUGAUUGCCGCUCUUGCUCCCGAGAUGCUGGCCACGGAGAUUGCCGACUACCUCGUCCGCAAGGGCGUGCCGUUCCGUGAGGGUCACCACAUCUCUGGUCGGGUCGUUGCCCUGGCUGAGAAGUACCAAGUGCCCAUGGAUACGCUGUCCUUGGAACAGCUCAAGACCGUGGACGCUCGCUUCGACGACGACGUACAAGCUUGCCUGGAUUAUGAGCGUGCUGUUGAGCUCAAGGAUGCAGUCGGCGGGACGAGUCGUCGGGCUGUGUUGGAGCAGACUGGCGUUCUUAAGGGGUUGUUGUAAGAUAUCAUUGGGCUUGGCUAUGGGAUUUCUGUUUCGGGGCGAACAAAAGCAUGGGGUUUCUAUAUCAUUUAAUAUCUAGAGCGCAAUCCUUCGGGUUAGAAUUGGCCUCGUUUCUCACUAUGACAACGAAUAUUUCCACCUAUUAAGCAU
Aspergillus saccharolyticus JOP 1030-1 is the source of this 1665-nucleotide messenger RNA. Its product is annotated as argininosuccinate lyase ARG4. NCBI's taxonomy places the organism in Eukaryota, Fungi, Ascomycota, Eurotiomycetes, Eurotiales, Aspergillaceae. Gene Ontology annotation, cellular component: cytosol. Gene Ontology annotation, molecular function: argininosuccinate lyase activity. The record is from RefSeq and is a predicted model, not a curated record. The coding region runs from base 193 to 1515 and encodes 440 amino acids. The transcript has 2 exons.